GUCAAUAUUUUCUGAUGUCAUUUUCAAAUUCUUUGUUUUGAUAAAAAAAUUAAAAUACUGUAAAAAAACAGAAAAAUUAAUUGUUAAAAAUGGCUAGAAAAAUGGAGCCUGGAAGUAGUAAAGGUGUUCCAAAAUCGCCAGCUAUUGGAAUAGAUUUGGGAACGACGUAUUCUUGUGUGGGGUACUUUACUAAUGAAAAAGUACAAAUAAUUCCAAAUGAAGAAGGAAAUAGAACAACCCCGAGUUAUGUAGCAUUUACAGAUACUGAGCGUUUAGUAGGGGAUGUUGCUAAAAAUCAAGCUGCUGUUAACCCAGAGAAUACAGUUUAUGACGCGAAACGGUUAAUCGGCAGGAAAUUCGCGGAGACUACCGUCCAGCAGGAUAUACGUCAUUGGCCGUUCGAGGUAAUAAACGAAAAGGGCAGACCGAAGAUCAAGGUCCAGUACAAAGGCGAAACGAAAACCUUUUAUCCGGAAGAGAUCUCGUCGAUGGUGCUAAGCAAAAUGAAGGAGAUUUCGGAAAAGUAUUUGGGAUGCAAAGUGUCGAGGGUGGUCAUUACGGUGCCCGCGUAUUUCAACGAUUCACAGCGGCAGGCUACGAAGGACGCGGGCACAAUAGCCGGUCUCGAGGUUCUUAGGAUCAUCAACGAACCCACUGCCGCAGCGAUCGCUUAUGGACUCGAUAAAACGGAUGCACUUGAACGAAACGUGCUCAUAUUUGAUUUGGGUGGUGGAACAUUUGAUGUUUCGAUAUUAAGUAUUGACAGUGGUAUUUUUGAGGUGAAAGCUACAGCAGGCGAUACACAUCUCGGCGGAGAAGACAUAGACAACAGGCUGAUGGAGUAUUUCGCGAAUGAAUUCAAAAGAAAACAUAGGGUUGACGUUUUGGACAACAAAAGGGCGAAGCGCCGUCUCGUGACGGCAUGCGAAAGGGCGAAAAGAGCCCUAUCGAUAACCACUCAAGCGAACAUCGAAAUUGACUCCUUGGUGAACGGAAUCGACCUAUACAGCACCAUCACGAGAGCCAAAUUUGAGGAACUGAAUAACGAUAUCUUGAGAAGGACCCUAGAACCUGUCGAGAAGGCUCUCAGAGACGCGAAGCUUGCUAAAAAUAAGAUAGACGAAGUAGUACUGGUAGGUGGUUCAACUCGGAUUCCUAAGGUGCAACAGUUACUCCAGGAUUUGUUUCAAGGGAAAGAACUUAACAAGACGAUUAAUCCAGAUGAGGCAGUUGCCUACGGCGCAGCCGUCCAGGCUGCGAUCCUUACAGGAGAUAAAUCGGACAUGGUACGGGACGUUUUGCUCCUGGACAUAGCUCCCUUAUCGCUCGGCAUAGAAACUACUGGAGGAAUAAUGACGAAGCUGAUAUCAAGAAACAGUACGAUUCCUACAAAACACACGCAGUCAUUUUCUACGGUAUCAGACAAUCAAGCAACCGUUCUUAUACAAGUGUUUGAAGGAGAGAGAGCAUUGACUAAAGAUAACAACCUCUUAGGAAGUUUUGAACUUACCGGAAUACCUCCAGCUCCUCGCGGAUUGCCAGAGAUAGAAGUAACUUUUGAUAUCGAUGCAAAUGGGAUAUUGAAUGUAUCAGCUGUGGAAACAGCUACUUCAAAACAAAAUCAUAUUCAAAUAAAGAAUGACAUGGGUCGCCUGACACCAGAACAAAUUGAUAAAAUAAUCGCCGACUCUGAAAAACAUAAGGAAGAAGAUGAUCAGACCCGAGCGACGAUUGCUGCUCGAAACGAUCUAGAAGCUUAUGUUUACCAACUUCAAUCAAUUAUGAACGACCCGCUGAUAUCACAUCAGGUACGCGAUUCUGAUAAAAUCCUAGUGAAUAAAGAAUGCUCAGAAGCAAGAGCGUGGCUUUCUGAACAUAAAGAUGCAACUGAAGAAGAAAUAGUUAACCGAAAAAAAGACAUUGAAAACAAUUGCAAAACUGUAGCACUUCGUUUGUUUGCGCAAGCUGGAACCUUUUUGAACGCUGGAAGAGAUCAGAUUACUAACGAUAGGCAAUUCCCGCGGUAAUAUUUUAAUACCAUUGAAUAAGGAGAUGUAUUUAACUAUCUUUACGUCUAUGUUAUGAAUAUCUUUCCAUACAAUUAUGUA
Molecule: messenger RNA, 2108 nt
Organism: Agrilus planipennis (emerald ash borer)
Lineage: Eukaryota; Metazoa; Arthropoda; Insecta; Coleoptera; Buprestidae
Product: heat shock 70 kDa protein II-like
Exons: 8
Coding region: 90-2027 (645 amino acids)
Biological process (GO): cellular response to unfolded protein; vesicle-mediated transport; protein refolding
Cellular component (GO): cytosol; plasma membrane; cytoplasm
Molecular function (GO): ATP hydrolysis activity; ATP binding; ATP-dependent protein folding chaperone
Source: RefSeq, a predicted model, not a curated record